UUGUGGGUGCUUUGAAGAGGAACUGUUUCCUGCUCCUGUCAGCGUCGCUUCAGUGUAGACGCAGUGCUGCCAGUAAAUCUGCCAGGCUAGCAUCGUGCGCAGGAGGCUGGUUCCGUGAACUUACUAGGAACACCUGGGUCGACGGCGUGAACAUGGCGAAGACGUACGACUAUCUGUUCAAGCUGUUGCUGAUCGGGGACAGCGGCGUCGGGAAGACCUGCCUCCUGUUCCGGUUUAGCGAGGACGCCUUCAACACCACCUUUAUCUCCACCAUCGGAAUUGACUUUAAAAUCAGGACGAUAGAGCUGGAUGGCAAGAAGAUCAAACUUCAGAUCUGGGACACUGCGGGUCAGGAGAGGUUCAGGACUAUCACAACAGCCUAUUACAGAGGAGCCAUGGGUAUCAUGUUGGUGUAUGACAUCACCAAUGAGAAAUCCUUCGAUAACAUCAGGAACUGGAUCCGAAACAUCGAGGAGCACGCGUCUUCAGACGUGGAGAGGAUGGUUCUGGGAAACAAAUGUGACAUGAACGAGAAGAGACAAGUGUCCAAGGAGAGAGGAGAGAAGCUGGCGAUCGAUUACGGGAUCAAGUUUCUGGAAACCAGCGCUAAGUCCAGCAUCAACGUGGAGGAGGCCUUUUACACUCUGGCCAGAGACAUCAUGACCAGACUGAAGAGGAAAAUGAAUGACACCACCCCACCAGGUGGAGGCGGCCCAGUUAAGAUCACAGAGUCUCGUUCAAAAAAGAGCUUCUUCAGGUGUACGCUGCUGUAGGCGGGCCUCAGCUCACACCUGCACGAGAAAGGACACACCUGUGGAAAAAAACAACCAGACAUGCUGAGUUCAUCUGCUCUGCACCCCGCUGCCUUCUUCUUCUUCUGUUUCUCUUAAGGUCAGGAGGUGGAGCAGACUGCGACUGCACUGGGGUGAAGGACAGUGAGUGAUGAGGACGAUGAAGAGCAGAGCCGAGCACACUGUUUUUACCAAAGAGGAAGUUCAUGUUUUCUGUUGAAAUGUUGAAGAAAAACAAAGUUAUUGUAAAGGGUCAAGCUGUCAGAUUUCAGUGACACUGGCGACGUGCACAUGGACGAGCUCGCUGUGGCUCUGACUGUUGCACGUUGGUGACAAUCAGUUCACACAGCGACUUCGUUUAAAUUAACUCUCUGCAGUUUGGGCCUGUGACAUUUAGGUGACUGAGGUGAAAAGAAGCAAACGCAGGCUGUGGGCAGGUGUUUACCCGGGUCCUUAACAGGUAACAUGGGAACAGAGGCUCACAUUAACGUCCGUCCUUUAUCUGCACAGACUGAACGUGGACUAGUCCAAGCUUUGACAUAGAAGUGUACGAUAAAGUAAAAAAUGGUUUCUAAACUCUUUCCUUACUGUCUUUAAGAGAAACUCAGCUUCAUUUUAAAAUGAACAGGUAUAAAAAGGAUAAAACAGCUUUGAAAGGCUGGAGGUAAACAUUCUACUGUCGACAAACUCUGACUGAAACAAACGGUAAAUCGCCAGUUUCCAAACUCACUCAUAUUCUCCUUACAGACCUAAGAACAUGACAUUUAUUUUUAAAUGGAUUGAAACAAUACUCCACAUGCCUUUCACUGAUCAUCCUCAAUCUAAACUGACCACCUUUGUCUUAUUUCGAGCCAACGUAAACAUUCACUAACCAAACGUUCUUUAAAUGGAUCAGUACUGACGUGAACAUCUGACGCACAGGCCCUUGUGAAAUAAGUCCUGCAGUAUGUGCAUGUGCCCGUACGUUUGCACUGAUGACAAUUGGUUUGUUGAACGAGGUUUAAGGCCUCGCUCUUCACACCAGGAACGAAGGAAAGUGACCGAGUCUUCAUUGAACUCGGACAUUUGGCUGAAACCUGACGUGUGAAGUCUGUCAGUGCAGCGUCAGCUUUGCGUUCACAUCGGGCUGCUUGUUUCUCUGUUGCGCAUUGGUUUCAGUUCAGUCACGCAGUGGUUCAACUGGUCGAACCAGUAACGCGCUGAACACACGCGCCCGUUUCAGGCGAUCUGGUUCAAGGUCUGAACCUGAACCUCCUCCGUGAAGCAUCAACACAUUACUUAUGUUUGAUGCAUUAAUCAUGUUUAUAAAUGUCUUCACACUGUCAGCAGGUUUCACCCAGAACUUUCAGCUACACUCUGUGGCCUUCAUCAGCUGCUCAGUUGCCAUGGAGACUAAUAACAUUUAUAAACAAACUGGCCACACAAUGUAUACGAGACAUCUAUUCAUCUGUUUCAUUACUAACUCCCAUAAAUUUUGAUGCUCCUGUCUGAUCAGUCUCGUGAUUCUGACACGUUUGUUUCAUGUUUCUCUUUAGUGUUUUGUCAUUUAAUCUAUUUAACAACUUUAAUUUAGUUUAAAAUUAAGUUGGAUCAAGUCACUUCUGUCUCUGUGAUUGAUUUAUCAAUCCCAGUAUGAACACAAUCGGCUGAUCAGCGAGCAGAUAAUCAGGUUUGAACGUGAAUCUGAGCAGAGGUCUGAAUUCACUGAAAAUAUUCUAACUGCUUUGUCAGAUUUAUUGUAAAAACCUGUUUUUGACUGGAGUCUGGUUUGUUCAUUUACAUGCUGAUUAUAUUUUUCACAACUUUGUAACUUUGCAGAAACUGCGCUAUGCAAAAAUAUGAUUUUUGAGUGUGUUACUGAACUCUGCUGCACUUGCAUGUAAUUUGCAGAAAAAGGCCACCUUUUCAAUUUUUAUUUUCUUGAAGUUCUGAUUAUUUUUUAAACUGUGAAGUCAGACUUUUGGCCUUUUCACACCAAGUCUGAUGUUUCACAGGAAAACAGUUUUGUUUUUAAUAAAGACAUUUCAGCUUUGAGUUGGUUGUGUUAAGCUGACUACACACUGCUGCUUUUCAUCCACACAGAGCCGUCUGUGGGAGUCUGUGUACUGUACAUGGAAUAUUUACUGGCAGACAUGUUGGUGGAGUUAAAGUGCUUUAUGUCAGGGACCACUCAGAUGUAAUGGUGGUACUUUAUUUUAUGUUCUCCAAAAAGCCCUGCACAUGUGACUCAACAAACGUCUUGAGUCAGUUUAUGAAAACAUGUUUGUCUGUUGUUGUAAUCUGAGCUCUUACCUGAUAUUCUGAAGUAGAUUCACUAAUAUCAGGGGUGACAGAGCGGUACGCAGGAAUCUUCUCUGUGACAUGCAUUAGGGCGA
This is a messenger RNA of Monopterus albus (swamp eel), 3166 nucleotides long. RefSeq names its product ras-related protein Rab-8B. Gene Ontology annotation, molecular function: GTPase activity; GTP binding. The record is from RefSeq and is a predicted model, not a curated record. The coding region runs from base 153 to 773 and encodes 206 amino acids. NCBI's taxonomy places the organism in Eukaryota, Metazoa, Chordata, Actinopteri, Synbranchiformes, Synbranchidae. The transcript is spliced from 8 exons.